UUCUUGGCCAUCAAGUACGAUACCUUUCGGUCGGCUUUUACCAUUCGCAUUGUAUCCAUCUCCUCAUUCCAGACGCCGGGCCUGACUCCCCAGAGAGUGAAUGGAUACAAUGGGACUCAUUGCCGUCAUAUGACGCAACGACUGAGGAGGUGAGUGGCCUAUUUCAAGCUCAGAGCCACAUGUUGAAGGCCUUCCCUUCGUCUUCUUCUUCAAGACCACCCGCUCUCUUUGGUACACCUUGACCGGUUGAAUGUGCAUGCUAUACCAUCAAAGACAGUAAAACAUGGAUUGGUCAGAUCACGCGUGGAAAGCCGGUUCCGACACUACAACCGAAGGGGAAGGCAAAACAUGGACGAUAGUCGUCAAACACGAAUGUCGCAACCGUCUUUUCCAUGCAAUUCAUUGCGAUCUUGAGGUGCACUUAAAAGGAAAAGGCAAGUCACUCCAGUCCUUUUGCAUUCCCAUUAGCCUUAUCGACACAAUAGGCCCAGACCUCGACCCUGAAAUCCAAAACGUUCUGUGUCUGCACAACUGGCAUAGGAGACUUGAUGCUUCCAAGUUACGCAAGAUCUUCUUGAGAUCUAUGCUUGCUUCGGAGGAUUACAGAGGGUUUCUUGUGGACAUGCUUAGAACUAAUGAUAACCACCAGUUAUCCGACGACAGCCUCCCCAUCGAAGGCAGCCAGAUGAGGGGCUUGGAUGAGAAGUACGCGGAGGCUUUUCGGGAGUUCUUUUGGUACCAGCACCUCUUUCUUGAUGGCUACUGCGUGGGUCCAUGUCGCUUCAAGCUGGAGUUGGAAAAAGCAACGUCUCAGAAACCGUAUCUUCCGAGCCUUUACAACGAGAAAGACCUUUGCAGGGAGAAAAGGGAGGUCAGGUCGGCCGCUUUGACUCUGUCGUUGAUGUCGCAUUCUGAUUGUCAUCACAUGAAGAAGAACUAGGGUCACCGGCAUUCAAGGAGUAACUACGAGCAGAAGCUGCCAGUAAUGAACGCAAAAUUUUGUCUUUCAUGGUGACCGGCUUACCGGAAUUCCCCCCAUGAAGACAUCGUCAAGCAUUUAUUGUCCUGGGCCUACGACACCCGACACGCCGUUGCCAUCCUUUUACGCGCUGAUCUUAAGCUAGAGGAGCUUUGAAUGAAGGAA
This is a messenger RNA of Neurospora tetraspora, 1144 nucleotides long. RefSeq lists its product as uncharacterized. Bases 284 to 940 code for a protein of 218 amino acids. The transcript has 3 exons. The record is from RefSeq and is a predicted model, not a curated record. NCBI's taxonomy places the organism in Eukaryota, Fungi, Ascomycota, Sordariomycetes, Sordariales, Sordariaceae.